This is a messenger RNA of Laetiporus sulphureus 93-53, 618 nucleotides long. RefSeq names its product rhomboid-domain-containing protein. Gene Ontology annotation, molecular function: serine-type endopeptidase activity. Gene Ontology annotation, cellular component: membrane. The record is from RefSeq and is a predicted model, not a curated record. NCBI's taxonomy places the organism in Eukaryota, Fungi, Basidiomycota, Agaricomycetes, Polyporales, Laetiporaceae. Bases 1 to 618 code for a protein of 205 amino acids. The transcript has 6 exons.
AUGGUAGACUCCGUGCCACACCGAUGGAUCCUGUGGGGGAUUCUAGGGCUGAACGGCAUUGUUUUUGUCAUGUGGAACGCAGCUGUGGCUCAGUAUAAAGCAACCGGAGACCCUCGACAAUAUUUGUACAUGGCUAGGAACUUUCUCGUUAGCUACGAGAAUUUCAGUGCCGGUCGUCUAUGGACGCUAGUGACAGCGUGCUUCUCGCAUGGAGACAUCACACACUUGUUUGUGAACGCCUUCUCGCUCUACUUCAUGGCACCUGCGGUUCUGCGGAUACUUCACAACGGCAAAUUCCUGGUGUUCUACCUGGGUGCUGGUAUGUUAGCAAGUCUUAUAAGCCUGCAAUGGAACCAUGCCAUUGAGAAGAAGCCGUCUCAUUAUGCUUCACGCGCAAUAUACGCCAUUAUAGCUUUUUUCGCCUGUGUUGCUCCGAAGGCAACACUUUACUUGUUUGGCAUGAUUCCCUUACCCGCAUGGCUAUUCGUCACAGGGAUCUUCCUCUGGGAUGGCUCCAGUACUCUUACACAUACGGGUGGACAAAUGGAUACCGCCGGCCAUGUGGGUGGGAUCCUCAGUGGGAUUGCAUACUAUUGCUGGAUGAUGCUCCGGAGGUGA